This is a messenger RNA of Strongylus vulgaris, 714 nucleotides long. The record is from the annotation of a GenBank genome assembly. Lineage: Eukaryota; Metazoa; Nematoda; Chromadorea; Rhabditida; Strongylidae.
CAACGCAUUCUGGAUGCGCUGGAGAUGCAACAUAAUGCUGAAGCUGAAAAUGCUACACUGCGAGGCAUCAAGCCUAGACCACAGUUCCAGAGUGGGCAACUAACAGCAAUUGGUACUGCACCAUCAGGAACUGGCAUCCGAAGACCAACAAACCGUUUACACCCACGUGCUGAUACAUCGCCAUUUGGUUCUAACUCUCCAUCUAGUACUUGUUCAUCUCCUCCUGCAAACCAGCUUCACGCUGGCCAACUCUUGCCCCCUACGUUACCACUGACUCCGCCUCAAAGUGCUCCUCCACAGAAGUUCUCACCUGGAUUCUUCCGAGGAAGGAGUCGUUCUCCGGGCGAGCGCUUAGAACCACAACGAACGCGAGCACUUGCAAAUAAAAUAGCCCAUGAGGAUUGGGAGAUAGAUGAGAAGCAGAUAACACUGCAGUGCAAGGUGGGAUCAGGCUCUUUUGGGACUGUAUACCGCGGUGAGUACUUCGGUCUUGUCGCGGUCAAGAAGCUCAACGUUGGCGAGCCGACUCUGCAGCAGUUGCAGGCAUUUAAAAAUGAGGUGGCUGUAUUGAAAAAAACCCGUCAUCUGAACGUGCUCUUAUUCAUGGGAUGGGUUCGCGAACCUUCUCUGGCCAUUGUAACUCAAUGGUGUGAAGGCAGUAGUUUGUACAAGCAUAUCCAUGUAGUUGGUAUGUAUCUGAAAACCACUUUCUAA